GCACCAUCCGGUUCGCGGGGAGAUUGACAGGAGAACGCCGGCGCGACGCGCCGAACCGGCUUUCUCUCUCGGCUCGCGUGAAAAGCGCGGGAGCAGCCUCGUCGUUUCCCUCGUCUUCCGCCGCCGACGCUUCCCGUGAUCAUGAUCCGGGAGAUGGCAGUGGCAGGUCCACCCCGCGCCGCGCGGGGCCUCGCCUUCCUCUGCUUCCUGGUCUCGUGCGCCGCGCUCGCGGGAGCGAGCCGGCCGAGCCGGGAGGACCUCGACGUCAGCCUCGGCGGCGGCGGGGGCGGGGGCGGGGGCGUCGGCAUCGGCAUCGGCAUCGGUGGCGGCGGCGGCGGCCAGGGAGGCAGCAGCAGCAGCCCGGCGCCGUCGCCGUCGGGUCCCCGGCCGUGCGACUUCGAGAACGAGCGGCUGUACCGGGCGUACCUCGUGAUCCAGCAGUUCAGGCAGACGGUGUCGUGCGACCCGAUGGACAUCACCCGCAGCUGGAGCGGCACCGACCUGUGCUCCAGCUACAAGGGCUUCUUCUGCGAGAGGCCGCCCAACGUCACGGACCGGACCAUCGCGUCCGUCGACUUCAACGGCUACAUGCUGCGCUCCGACUCCCUGCGGGACUUCGUCGGCAGCCUCCCGGACCUGGCGCUGUUCCACGCCAACUCCAACGACUUCGGCGGCGCCGUGCCGGCGCUGGGCGGCCUGCAGUACUUCUACGAGCUGGACCUGAGCAACAACAGGCUCGCGCCGGCCCCGUUCCCGGCCGACGUGCUGGGCCUCACCAACGCCACCUUCAUCGACAUCCGGUUCAACAGCUUCUACGGCGAGCUCCCCGCCGGCGUCUUCUGCAGGUUCCCGCGGAUCCAGGCCAUCUUCGUCAACAACAACCAGUUCUCCGGCAGCCUCCCGGACAACAUCGGGCAGUCGCCGGUGAACUACCUCUCCCUAGCCAACAACAGGUUCACGGGGGAGAUACCCAAGUCCAUCGCCCGCAACGCCGGCACGCUCCUCGAGGUGCUCUUCCUCAACAACAGCCUCAGCGGGUGCCUCCCCUACGAGCUCGGCCUGCUCGAGAAGGCCACGGUCAUCGACGCCGGCACCAACCGGCUCACCGGCACCAUCCCGGCGUCGUUCGCGUGCCUGCGCAAGGUGGAGCAGCUAAACCUGGCGGACAACCUCCUCUACGGCGAGGUGCCCGAUGCGCUCUGCCGGCUCGCGUUCGGCCGCCUCAAGAACCUCACGCUCUCCGGCAACUACUUCACGUCGCUCGGGUCCUGCUGCUGGGACCUGAUCAAGGAGGGGAGGCUCAACGUCGACCGCAACUGCAUCCAGUGGGCGCCCAACCAGCGCUCGCACGAGGAGUGCGCCAAGUUCCUCCGCCAGCCCAAGUCGUGCCCCGUCAGUGACUACGUGCCGUGCCGCCCCAAAUACCGCGGCUCCGGCGAGCCGGCCGGCGCGGCCGCAGAGGAGGAGGACGCGGCGGCGGUGGAGUACAGGUACAGGACGUACUCGGCGCUGCAUCCUUGAGGGCCCGACCCGGCCGGUCGGCGAGCGCACAGGUUGAAAAAAGCGCAGAGAGCUGUGCGUCUCGUGACCGUGAAACGACUGAUCAGCCGAUCGCGUGGCCCGUCGUGUUCGACGGGUUGUGUUGGUGUGUUGUGUCCCUGUCCAGCAAUGUUUCCCUUCUCUCUCUGAUGAUCAAUCCACUGUUAUGGCUCACUUAAUUCA
Panicum hallii is the source of this 1722-nucleotide messenger RNA. RefSeq lists its product as uncharacterized. Gene Ontology annotation, molecular function: protein binding. The coding region runs from base 142 to 1521 and encodes 459 amino acids. The transcript has a single exon. The record is from RefSeq and is a predicted model, not a curated record. NCBI's taxonomy places the organism in Eukaryota, Viridiplantae, Streptophyta, Magnoliopsida, Poales, Poaceae.